Messenger RNA from Cuscuta epithymum, 1656 nucleotides. Lineage: Eukaryota; Viridiplantae; Streptophyta; Magnoliopsida; Solanales; Convolvulaceae. The record is from the annotation of a GenBank genome assembly.
CUUGUAUGUAGUAAUGAGAUUUGCUACUUGAAUAUGUGUAUACUUUUAUUUCUUUUUUACUUUAUAUGUUAUUUUAUGAAAUAUAUCAUUUAAAUGUUCAAAAUAAUACCCGUAUUUUUCGUCCGAAUUUUUGUAAUAGACAACGUAUUAUACAUGUAUACUUUACACGUUUUCUAAAAGUCAACGUUUUUUUCAACGAAUUUUUGACUGUUUUUUUCAUUCAUAUUAUCGAAUAAAACGGUACGUAUUAAACCUCGUUUAAUUCCCGUACCGUAUUAACUAACUAGGAACAUGACUACAUGAGUAUUUGACUAUUUGCCCCUAAAAUAGUUAAUGAAUUAGUUUGUGGGUCGUGAGUCGUGACCCAUGUGAAAUGCAACGCUUAACUAAACUCCGUAUUAUUUUUAAAAUUAAUUAUUUAAUUAUUGUUGAAAAUCCGACCAAACGCACCUGCGUUUCCAACACACUUCGGAGUAAUCUAUAGCAUUCAAAACCUACUUCUCCGGCGGAGGGCAAUCCACAGUCGUUAGGGAGUUGACUGGUCUGAAAUGGCAAGUUCCGGCGGGGGCGGGUCGGAGGAGUUCUCAGUGCUGGUAUUAGCAUCAGACUUGGGUAUAGACGCCCGACCUUUUUUAUCUCAAUCGGAGCAAGAAGCCGGAGAAGAGAACUGGCAUGACUGCGCAUCCGACGCACAGGAAGACUUCUCCGACCUCGAUGUCCUCCAAUUUUUCCGCCUCGAGCGGGGAUCGGAUGUUGCUGGUAAUCGUAUCUUCCGGAUCGUCGGCAAGUACUUUCCUGCUCUUGUAAUUAGUGCAGAGCGGCUGAGAAGGUAUGUUCUCCAGAAAAUUCUCAAAGAGGUGCCAGAAGGGCCUUUCUGUAUCGUGUACAUGCAUAGUGCCGUGAAAAAGGAAGACAACAAUCCCGGCAUGACUAUAUUGAGGUGGAUUUAUGAAGAUCUCCCUUCUGAGCAUAAGAGUCGGCUUCAGGUUCUUUACUUUAUUCAUCCUGGGAUCCGAUCACGGCUAGUUAUUGCUACGCUUGGCAGGUUCUUCCUAAGUGGAGGCCUAUAUUGGAAAAUUAAGUAUGUUAACCGGCUUCAGUAUCUUUGGGAAGACAUAAAGAAAGGAGAGAUUGAAAUUCCUGAUUUUGUGCAAAACCACGAUGAUGUUCUGGAGCACAGGCCAUUGACAGAUUACGGGAUUGAACCGGACCCAUUGCAUUUGAAUGAGAUGCCUGCUACUGCCUACUCCUUGGGGAGGUUUGACUCUAGGUGGGCAUAUAGAGAGGCCAUGUCGUGAGAUAUCAGCUAUAAGUUCCGACAACAUAACUUGUUUGUUAAUUAGUAUAAAAGCGUGGCAAUGCUUGAUGUGCUUGUUAGGUUUGCCAAUACAUCAAUAACCAGAAAUAUGUAUCACCUAAUGAUAAUAUCAUGGUGCUUGUUCGGUUUGAAUAAUGUGUUUUGGUUCUUGUAAAUUAGGGAUGGACUUGCCUUCCGGUUCUUAACAGGUAUAGGUGUGUGAGUACUCGACCAGGCUAUUAUGUGCAUGUUUGGUAGGCAUUUGUCGCUAAUUUUUAGCUUUUUUACGACUUAAAAAUUCGUUGUAUGUUUGAUACGUAGUACAACAUUUUAAGGGAUACCAUGGGCGGAUCUUGAUA